AUGUCGCAUAACCCUAACCCAAAUGCUGAUACAUCAGGUUUCAAUUAUCCAAGUGCUGCUGGAGUACCAACGAAUACCGAUCAAACACAUAUAGGCAUUGUACCAACAGCAAAUUCAUCUACCACAGAAUCAUCAUCAUCAGUACCGAUAACAACAACACAUUCAACCUUGAAUAAUCGUAUAGGACCAGCUAUUGAUCGACAUCAAGGACAAUUAUAUGAUGAACAUGGUGGUGCUGGAACGAGAGCAGAUGAUCGUAAAGGUGAAAAUGUUCACAAUGAUGGUUAUACAGCAACACCUGUCGCUACAAAAGAUCAUGAAUGA
This is a messenger RNA of Adineta steineri, 324 nucleotides long. The record is from the annotation of a GenBank genome assembly. Lineage: Eukaryota; Metazoa; Rotifera; Eurotatoria; Adinetida; Adinetidae.